GGGUCCUCCGGGUGGGCUAGAGCGGCGCGGCCGCCUGUCGCGAGCGGCCAUGGAGGAUGAGAAGAGCUUCUCGGACAUCUGCGGCGGCCGCCUGGCCCUGCGGCGCCGCUACUACUCGCCGUACUGCUGCGAGUUCGGAAUCACUUCGGCUCGGCUGUCGCUGUGCUCGCUCAGCGCCGUCACCUGCGCCGUGUGGCUGGCGGCCUACGGGCUCUUCACCCUGUGGGAGAAUAGCAUGAUCCUCUCUGUGGCCAUCUUUAUCAACAUCGUAGGCCUGCUUGGUUACCUCCAUUUUGUGAAGGUUGAUCAGGAGACUCUGCUAAUCAUCGAUUCACUUGGCAUCCAGAUGACUUCAUCCUAUGCUUCAGGCAAAGAAAGUACCACCUUCAUAGAGAUGGACAAGGUCAAGGAUGUUAUCAUUAAUGAGGCUAUUUACAUGCAAAAGGUCAUUUACUAUCUCUGCAUUUUACUGAAGGAUCCAGGGAAGCCACAUGAGGUAUCUCAAGUAGUUCCUGUCUUCCAGAGUGCCAAGCCCCGGUUGGACUGCUUGAUUGAAAUAUACAGGAGCUGCCAGGAGAUUCUGGCACACCAGAAAGCCACGUCAACAAGGCCAUGAGUCUCAACAUUCAAAGACCCGUAUUGUCUUUAUGGAGAGGAUCUGAAGCCAUAGUGGCUGGUUUACUUUCUGUACAUGUAAAACCACCAGGGGACAAAGCUGAGGGAGUCAGAAUGGAUACUCAUAGAGGAGGCAGCUGAAGCGUGACUUGGAGUUUCGAUGUACAGUGAUGUGGGGUUACAGGUUUUAUCUACUUUACCAAUCAAGGGGCGACCUUAAGGAUUUUGACAUAGUGGCGCAUGCCUUGAUUCCCAGUACUCAAGAGGCAGAAGCAGGUGAUCUUUUGAGUUUGAGGCCAUCAGGGCUACAGAGUGAGGACCCCCACACAAAACAAGUAAUGUUCACACAGACCACUCUGUGAAGUUUCUAAGUACUUCAUGUUUGUCUUAAAAGCUGUGGAGUAUUGAGACUGGUACCAGAUUUCACAAGAAAAAUAUAUCCAUCUGCAUAGACUAUUGUCUAAAAGUUAGGGGAAAAUAAGUCAAGUUUUUUUUUGUUUGUUUGUUUUUAAUUAGCAGGAAUAAAAUGCCUUACAAAU
Messenger RNA from Psammomys obesus (fat sand rat), 1154 nucleotides. It is a transcript of the gene Pigh, whose product is annotated as phosphatidylinositol glycan anchor biosynthesis class H. NCBI's taxonomy places the organism in Eukaryota, Metazoa, Chordata, Mammalia, Rodentia, Muridae. Bases 50 to 616 code for a protein of 188 amino acids. Gene Ontology annotation, cellular component: glycosylphosphatidylinositol-N-acetylglucosaminyltransferase (GPI-GnT) complex. The transcript is spliced from 4 exons. Gene Ontology annotation, biological process: GPI anchor biosynthetic process. The record is from RefSeq and is a predicted model, not a curated record.